UGUUAAAAUAGUUAUAUACACACAUUGGUGUGAAUAAUGAUUUGGAGUUUAGUUGUUUUAAACUAUUUUUGAUUAUUGUUGAUUAUAGAAGUGAGAGGCGCCAAAAGAAACGUUUCGCGGAUGUUUAUUCAUGAUACGUCAUUGACCUUGCGAAAUAAUUGCAGGGUUAUCUGGUUAUCACAAGUGGCAAUAUAUCAUGCACUAAAUGAUGGAAUUUAAUUACUCGAUCGAAGAAAGAUGAAUUGUUUUUAUUGCGACGAGUGACUUAAUGGCUGAAAUGCGUUACACAUCUAUGUCCCGUGAUCUUUCAAAUGAUUCUGUUUCCACUGUACGAAUUGCAGAAUAUGGAAAUUUGGAUAAAUACUUCGCUAAUGAGACAAAUUCUUUAAAUGGUCCAUUAUUGCCGAAUAAUGUCAAUAAUAUCGAUAGAGUUUUUAAGGAGCGUAAAGAUCAUCGAGACAAAUUUAAGGCUUACAGAAAAUACUCAGAGUUAACGCCUCUUACUGCUCAAAAUGGCUACGAUAAUUUUGGAAAUUCGGUGAGUUGCAAGUCAAAUUCGUUACCAGGAAGAUGUAACAGUAAUUCAGCCUCGAUUAAAAAUUUAGUCGCCCUAAAUGUUCAACCAGAAGACUUGGCCUCUCAAUUAACUCUAUUAGAUCUAAGUAUUUUUAAAUCCAUUAGGCCAGAAGAAUUGUCGAGUUGCUCUUGGAAUAAAAAGAAUAAAUUAAUUGUCGCUCCAAAUGUCGUCUCAUUUACAAGAAGAUUUAAUCAUGUGAGCUUUUGGACUGUUCAAGAAAUAUUAAAUGCACCAACGGCAAAGCAAAGAGCUGAGAUAUUAGCUCACUUUAUUCGAGUUGCGAAACGGCUUUAUGAGUUAAAUAAUCUGCAUUCCUUAUUUGCGAUAACAUCUGCUUUACAAAGUGCUUCAAUAUACAGAUUAAACAAAACCUGGGCGUGCAUUUCAAAGAAAGAUAAAGCGACCUUUGAAAAAUUGGCCGAAGUAUUUAGUGACAAAAAUAAUUGGAUGAAUUUACGAGUUCAUAUGGAUUCAAUAAAAUUGCCAUGUAUUCCAUAUUUGGGUUUAUUUCUCACUGAUCUUGUUUAUAUCGACAUGGCUCAUCCAACUUUGAGGAGUGGAGAUAAUUGUCAAAGAAUAUUAAAGUUCGAUGCAGUUUUAACUCGAGUCGCUAUAUUUCAAGCUAGUGAAUAUCCAGGGAUAAUUCCCCUUCCCGACGUUCAACAGUAUGUGAAUAGUGUCCGUUAUAUUGAGGAACUACAGAAAUUCUUAGAAGACGAUCAUUUUAAAUUAUCAAUGAAGCUCGAACCAAAUUCUCCAGUUCCAUCAUCAAGUAGCAGUAAGGAAUCCGUGGGAGAUGUAACAGGAGUCGCAGCUCUUUCUUUAUCACCAGCAAGAGGAUGCGCUGGAUCACUUCGAUUGCAUGCCGCUUCUGCCGCGACAAAAUUUGUACCUGGUCAUCGAAAAUGUAGAAGUCUCGGCACAAAUAUUUUUGGAAAGCCAACUGCUCUGCCCUUGGAUCCAAGUCAGUUGACUGUUCGACAUCUACUCGAUGAUUCGGUCUUGGAGGAACCACAUUUAUUAACGCAAAUUCUUGAUUUGGAUCAAAAUUCACCUGGAUCACCCACAGACGCUGUUAAUGAAGAUUGCAGCUUGCUCUCGAGAACUAGCACCCUUACAGUAUUACCGUGUGAAUUAGAUGGAUUCGUGGAACCUUGUUGUUCAAUGCAAGGCCUGUUGAGGAGAAAAGUCAUUUUACGGGACGGCAGAAAGCCAGCAGUUUCCACGUGGCAAAGAUAUUGGGUUCAAUUGUGGGCAUCGACAAUUGUUUAUUUCUCCUCAAAAUGUUUCAAAGGAAACGACAGAUCUGAUUUCAAGAGAGAACCCUAUAAAAUGGUUUCAAUUUUUGGAUGGAUUGUGGAACCGUCAAAUAACAGUGUUCAUCCAGAUACAUUUUUAUUGACAGAUCCAUUGAAAGGCAACGUUUAUAAAUUUCGGGCCUCGUCGAGGGAACUCGCCGAUCAGUGGCUGAAGGAAUUGCGGGCAACUGUUCGCGGUGCAACAGAAAAAAAGCCAAUACCAGUGAAUCUCAUGUCGUUCGAGUAAGUUUUUAACAAAAAAGGAAAAAAAAAUAAAAAAAAAUUUAUUUAAGGAAUUAUAUAUCCAUAAAAAUUUGCAAGUGAAUUACUCAAUAAUAAUUCAUGUCACUGUUAUAACUUCUGUCUUCCACGUAUCAACUUCAAAAUCCAAAUUCUCGACGCAUUCGACGAUGCGUCUUAAACGAAGAAUGAUGCAUAUCAAAGAUAUAUACUUGCAAAGUUACCCUUUUUUUCUCAUUUUUUUCUUUUCAUUUUUCACUCUUCAUCCUACGAAUCUUAAGGCAAUAAUCUUCAUCUAGAAAUUUUUAAAUGGCUCUCUAGAAUUUUCAUAUUUGAAAAUUUUUCUACUACUUAGAAAACACAUUUUACAAGUAUAAUUAUAUCUGAUUAUAUAUAAAAAAAAUAAUACACAUUUAAGUCAACUACUUUUUUUAUCUCAGUCAGAUUUCACUUUAUUUUCUCGGAAUCA
Molecule: messenger RNA, 2584 nt
Organism: Leptopilina heterotoma
Lineage: Eukaryota; Metazoa; Arthropoda; Insecta; Hymenoptera; Figitidae
Gene: RalGPS
Product: ras-specific guanine nucleotide-releasing factor RalGPS2
Exons: 12
Coding region: 269-2122 (617 amino acids)
Biological process (GO): Ras protein signal transduction; positive regulation of GTPase activity
Cellular component (GO): plasma membrane
Molecular function (GO): guanyl-nucleotide exchange factor activity
Source: RefSeq, a predicted model, not a curated record